AUGCCCCACUCCACCAUGCUGACGGGGACCAUGCCCCCAACGGAGGUGUACUUCUCUGAGCGGGUCAUCGUGCUGGUCUCCUGUGUCCUCUCCUUCCUGGGCUCCAGCCUCCUGGUCUUCACCCAUGCCCUUUGGCCCGAGCUGCGGACCCGUCCCCGGCAGCUCCUGCUCUACCUGUCCCUGGCCGACCUCCUGUCGGCUGUAUCCUACUUCUACGGGGUGCUGCAGGACUUCGACUCGACCUCGUGGGACUGCGUGCUGCAGGGCGCCCUGUCCACCUUCUCCAACACCAGCUCCUUCUUCUGGACCAUGGCCAUUGCCUUCUACCUGUACAUCACCAUUGUGAGGGGCGCGCCAACGGGCACUGGCCUGCUCUGCUUCUUCCACGGGAUGAGCUGGGGAGUCCCACUUGUCAUCACAGUGGCUGCUGUCGCUCUGAAGAAGAUUGGCUAUGAUGCGUCAAACGUCUCUGUGGGCUGGUGCUGGGUCAACCUGGAAGCGGCGGAUCAGGUCCUGUGGAUGCUGUUGACAGGGAAAUUGUGGGAGCUGCUGGCGUAUGUGAUCCUACCAGUCCUUUACAUCCUCAUCAAAAAGCACAUCAAUAGAGCGCAUGCGGCACUCUCUGAAUAUCGCCCCAUACUAGCCAGGGCUCCUGCCUUUCAGCCCAGGACUUCCAUAGCAGAUAAGAAAUUGAUCCUCAUCCCUCUCAUCUUCAUCUUCCUCCGCAUCUGGAGCACUAUCCGAUUCAUCCUGACCCUCUGCAGCUCCCCUGCUGUGCAAAAUUCAGUCCUGGUGGUCCUGCAUGGAAUUGGGAACACAUUCCAGGGAGGUGCCAACUGCAUCAUGUUUGUCCUCUGCACUCGUGUAAUCCGGACCCGGCUGCUCUCUUCCCUUUGCUGUGGUCGCUACGGAGGUUUGCAUCAGCCUUCACAGAGCCUAGAGGGGGGUUACCAGCACGCCGAACCCCCCAAGAACACGGAGGCUGAACAGACGAAGGCCGAAUUCGCAAGCACCUGA
This is a messenger RNA of Emys orbicularis (European pond turtle), 1017 nucleotides long. RefSeq names its product G protein-coupled receptor 157 (gene GPR157). The coding region runs from base 1 to 1017 and encodes 338 amino acids. The transcript has 4 exons. Gene Ontology annotation, biological process: adenylate cyclase-activating G protein-coupled receptor signaling pathway; cell surface receptor signaling pathway. Gene Ontology annotation, molecular function: cAMP binding; G protein-coupled receptor activity. Lineage: Eukaryota; Metazoa; Chordata; Testudines; Emydidae. Gene Ontology annotation, cellular component: plasma membrane. The record is from RefSeq and is a predicted model, not a curated record.